Messenger RNA from Spirodela intermedia, 7546 nucleotides. Lineage: Eukaryota; Viridiplantae; Streptophyta; Magnoliopsida; Alismatales; Araceae. The record is from the annotation of a GenBank genome assembly.
AUGGAGAAGCAGGUGGCUACACUGGAGAAUGGGGCGCUGUGCUGUGGCUGGAACUACUGCGGUCGAAGGAUAGCGGUGGGUUACGAUGAUGGAAGGAUCUCUGUACAUGACUCCCUCGAGCCCGGUUCCUCUACCUCCUUCUCUCGUUCCAAGGCUUGGCGGGUCAGUGUUAGCCUCUCUCUCUCUCUCUCUAUAUAUAUAUAUAUAUAUCUAUCUAACUAUCUAUCUCAACGUGAUCAUAUUCGCCGUUCCUAGUGCAAUUCGAGAACUCGCAGCGGGAGGCAUCAGCUAUGGCUAGUUCAUGCCCCUUCUUUGUGGAACAUUUUUGAUUUAUGCCUGAGGGUCCGGAUGAGUUCUUGAACUUCUGGUGAUAGUCCAUCAAACAACAUUUGAUCGGCGGUGGGGUGUUUUCAGCAUUCAUCUCAGUUUUAUGCUGCCAUUGAAAUGGUUGCAAGUCUCACUUCGGUCUCGAGUGGCCAGAAAACGUGGGGGACGUAACAUGGAUCACCUUCAUUUACCCACAAAUGUGGGCAUAGACGUGUGGAGAAUUUAACCUUCUUUCAAUAAAUAUACGAAUUGAUAAAGAAUCCCCUCAUUAUCCUCUCUGAAAUCUUCCUUUGAUAUAUCACAAUUAAUUAAGUGUAACAUUCAGUAUGAUUGGAUAAAUAGCACUAUUUCCUGGCCUUGGUCCUUUUGGCCAGGUAUUCUCUCACUGACCAUUAAAGGGUUAAUCUCUCACAGGUAGGCAAUAGCAAAAUUUUGUCAGGCAUUCGAACCAUUGAUUGUUUCUAGAAAAUCUCAAACAUUGGAAUACAUUUUGACGUUGGGAGAAAGAAGAUAGAAAGCUAAAGUUACUGCUUAUGGAAUGAUUUUGGCUCGUUGCUUUUACAUAUAAAGGAGCCCUCACUGAUUGUCUUCAUGUUACUAAUGUGGCGUCAUUCAAUGUUCAUGUCUUCUCUCAAAGUAGUGGUCUUUACCCAGCUGCUGUAAACACUGUGGUGUGGAUCGGAUCCUUUUCGUUACAGGAAGUGCAUUGCCUUGUUGCUGAAAGUCUCCCCUGUAUCAUAUUUAGUCUUUAUCACAGCCCCAUAUUCUGAAUCACCUUCUGGACAGUCUACUGCUAGCCAGUCACGGUUGCCAACUUUUCUUAUGCAGAGACUUCGUGUGACUUGUAUGGGUCUGAGUGUAGAGCUUGCGCUUCUGUUUCUACUGCCCUUGUUAACAUGCAUAAUAGUGUCUCUAGGGGAAAUGCACUCGACGAUUGAUUGAUUGAUUGGGGAUGAACGUACGUGAUAUGCAUUUUUUUUUUUCAAAUCAAGCAAUGUAUUCGGUUAUUUGGAAAAGAAAAGAAAUACUGAGGGACAAAAUAAUUUACUUACUAGAUAUCAUAACGCAUUACCAGUAAUGAGUUUGUCGACUCUCUUUUGCGCAACUAAGUGAAAUUUGAAAAGUAAAUGGGUCCAUGCCCGAAAUAUGGAUGUAUCACAUCCCCUUUCAGGGGUUCUGUCGUUUCAUUGAUUGAUUUGUUCAUUUUCCUGCACCAGUAAAACCCUUUACAUCUUCUCAGUUCUUGCAUCUUUUUUUCCAUAUUUAAAGGGAGCCAUGUAUGACCAAUUAUGUACACAUCGUCGAUAGAGCACAUAGUGCAUUCUGAAUUUCUCUCCAGUGAUUAGUUGUGCUCACUGAGAAUCAAGUUAGUUGAUUCAUGCAUCCAACUUAACUCUACACGAUUCAUCAUAAAGUCACAUUAUUCUAUGUUUCUUUGGCAAAUCUCUGUUGGGAAACGCAGGAAAAAUUAAAAACUGAUCCGGCUUUGAAGUUAUCUACAGAAACCCCUGUGGAUGCAAACUUGUUUUCCACUUGUGUGCAGUGCGGCUUUCACUUUUAGGUUUCUUCUUUCAUGAUUUUUUUAGUUGAUUUAUUGUUACAGCAGUCGAGGAAUAAUAUCUAUCCAUGUUUCAAAUCUAUGAUCUUUAAGAUUUUUCCAAGGGCCAUCGAUCUUAAUUUGGGCGAUGUUGAUGGAAAUUUAAAUUAGGGUUUCAUUAAUUCAGUUUUAAAAUUUCUGAGAACAAUUUGCAUAUUCCCGGUAGUUGAAUAUCAUCCACUAAAUGUCUUUUGAAAUUGACCAAGGAUGGGAGUUUCACGAAUCCAUUAAAGAAAGAAUUGUUUAUUUGGGAGAAGCUUGUUAUGUUUAUCUUUCAAGGAACAUGAAGACUAUUCAACUUGUUAUUUUUUUCCUCCUAUUGUUUUUGUAUUGGUUACCUAUGUACACUAAUAUUUGGAAUUCAUUCAGGCACACGAAAACAGGAUUAAGAACGUCAUCUGGGUUCCUCCAGAAUAUGGUGAUGCGAUUGCUUGUAUUUGUCUAGAUGGCACAAUUUCCUUGUGGGAGGAAACUCAAGGUCUUACCUUUUCCAAAUCUGAGCUAUGGCAUUUCAUUUGUUACUAAAACAGGCGCCUGCUAUUUUGAUUAGUAAUAAUUAGGAUAUAUGAAACGUAGACAAGUGGUAAUGCCGUUUAUGUGAUAGAAUAGAUAUCUUUCCAGGUGAAAAAUCAUGGAGAAAUCUGGAAAAAUUAUCUCCAAGACACUUACACCUUUCCCAGUGAGCAGUGCUUGUAGUUACCUCAGAAUAUUUGCUAAUUUUAUUGAACUCUCUGACUGUGAACCUACGAGUUGCACAUGGUUAUGGUGACUGCCAUGUGACUCUUCCGAAAAAUUAACCUCUUAAGUCGGUUAUUUUUUGCAUUCUCUGUGCAAUCGGCUGUGACUUCUGGGCUGUCCUCUUGUAAUGCCUUUGUAUGGAGGUUAAUCUUAUUUUUUUUAGGAAACGCAUGGAGAUGUAGAAAUCUAUGCAUCAAAGCUUAGAUUCUGACCCAGGUCCAGAUGGCUCAAAACUUAUCCUGUGGUAGCUAUACUCAAAUGUCCUGGCCCUAUCCCAUCAUACCUGAUCUAUGUAUCAGAGAAACAGCUAAAUGGCUCGAGAAGGAAGAUAAAAUAAAUGUGUGGUAGUUCACUUUUCCGUGUCAAUUUGCAUAGAUUUCCAGGCAUCCCAUAUUCCCCAGUGGUAUCUUCUGUGUUUCAAAAGGAACAGCCUGUCUGCCAAAGUUCAGCUCUAAGUCCCAAUGAUGCCGGCGGAAGAAACCAGAUAAAAAAUUGAUGAAGAUAAAAAAUGCUAUGAACGACAGCAUAAGCUGUAAACUGCAUGCUAAAAGUUGUUAGGAACAAAUGCUAAGAUUGGUGACAGCAUUGAAGCAUUCUGUUUUGGAUAUAGGUCACCAUUUGUCGACGUUGUAGUGAGUUCAUAUAAUCUUCUGUAACUACUGGUUCUCAGAAAUUAUUGGCCAUCUAUUAUGACUUCCUUUAAGAGAUGAUCAUUGCUUUUGUAAUGGCGUUAUGUUUUCUGUUUUCCAACAGAUUUUAAGUUUUAUUCAACUCAUGUUUGUUCUGAAAAGUAAUUCGACUCUUCUUUCUCUAACGUUAGAUACUGAAUCUCCCAUUUGGAAGCUUUGUAAUAUUUUUGAGAGCAACAGAAGUCAAGUGCUUGAUAUCCAGUUCGGGGUUGGCUUGACAAGCUUAAAAUUAGUAAGUACAAUGACUUGCUGCCACUGAAUUAUUAAUUCAUCCAUUUUUAUUAAAGUUAUUAUAACAUUUGAAAUAUAUAAUUUUGGGGCUAAUUCUAGUAGUCCCAAACAAAGACGCUAUUUUUUUCAUUUAUUUUUCAUAUAUCUAUUUGUUGGAUGCGCUGUACCAAUUUUUGCGAUUCCUCUCUGUAAAGACAUUAUCAAAUCAGAGGUGAUGAAGUGGGAUGAGGAAGAUCUAUCCAAAAGGGAGAAAUGUAAAAGGUAUAUUUUCAAAAAUGAAAGCGUGUAGGGUGGGUGACGAGGAUCGCCUUCUGUUGCAUUCUCAACCUUCACGAAAAGUUUGGUUUUCGGAACAUGUAGUUCAAAAAAUCCCUUGUCUUUUGUAGAGCAAGAGUGUCAUCUAUUGUUUAUGCGUUUAUGCUCUGUUAUGAAGGAAAAAAUUGCUGUUCUUUUUGGUAGACUCUCUGAUGAUGAAAAGUUAUCAUGCUUCAUGAUUCCGUCGUUGUGGUUGAUAAGCUACAUUUUGAGCAUAUCAAUGCUUAGAUUCAAUUAGAAAUAUUUGUUUCCCAGCUCUUCUGGAGCCAUGUAGAUGACAUGGCUAGACACGCAUAUGUAACUGGUAACCUCUUAUGUUUUAUAACAGUCAGUACGGGUUAGGCACCUUUCAUACAUUAAAAAUGUGGAUGACUAACCAUAAUAUGCUCGGGUGCUUUUCAUAGUAAGUGCCACGAAAAUCAAUGUUGCAGAGGUGAAAUUCUACUGUUUUAAAGUGUUUCAUGACAACUAGGGGAUGUUGGAAGUAUCUACGUUUAUCAUGUAGAUCAUGCGACCAAUCAUUUAUUUUUGAGUGGGUGUGAUCACUAUUGUAAGCUGCUUUCUCUUUUCGUCGUAUAGAUCAUACCUUUUAGAUGAUGUACUUGAAGAUGUCAUCAACGUCCAUCACACACGACAUUUGCGUACUGAGACUUUUUAUUUGUUUGUUGGACUCUGAAAUUAUUAAUUACCCAUGUCUGCCCUUCGUUUAUUUUUGUCAGUUUCUAGUGACUAACCGUCUGGUCUGGUUUCAAGGUUGCAGCAUGUUUGGAUGGCAUUGUAAAGGUUUAUGAACUUCUGGAUCCUCUUGAACUAAAGAAUUGGCAACUUCAGGUUUUUUCUCAUUUUAUUGUCCUUGUUCGUUCGAUUGAAAUCUUGCCAGUUUGUGUGUCUACAUUAAUGUAUCAUGUCAAUCCAAAUGUCAUGAGAUUCGAGCGUUCAUGGAUCUUAGCGCUACCCUGUGCGACUGAAACUGCAGUACAUCUCACCCAGUGGGCCUGGGACCAGUCGGAAAAUAUAGAAUUCAAUCUUUCCAUGUUAAAUUUGUUGUCAGAGGCAUACCUGCUCAGUAUGCUAGUUAAUACUUUUGGCAAUGAAUGACGUUUGCAUCUGUAUCCAAUACUUGAUUUCAGAAUCCUCCAUUUGUAUUGAAUAAGGGUGUUCUCAUCGAAAUGUAGAUCCUAUUAACUGAAAUUUGUCUCACUUGUAUGAUUGCAUUUUCUUUCAUUUUCCACUUCUGAUAGAGUCUAAAAGUAUGGGAGUCUCGUCAUCUUUGGCCCAACCUACCCUGUCGCCUUGUGUUCCUGGGUAGGAUUCGAUGGUCCAAAUACCUCGGAGAUAGUGCUGACUUCCAAUUUGAUGCCCAAACAACUUGUUGCUCUAUGCGCCUGCCUUUUUAAGAAUUUGCCUGAUUCUGAGCUACAGCUAGUUGACAACUGGGAAGCUACAGUACUGCCUGGCAAUAGGUGUUUGUCUUAAAGAGGACGUGAGAAAGACAAUUUUUUUCCUGAGAGUGAACGAUCUCUCUUUACAUUAUAUACUCUUCUCAGCUAUAUGUUCCUUUUUGUUUCUGGCUGUGUAUGUCUGUCUGAUGUCGGAUUCUUCAUCCUCCAGGCAGAGUUUCAAAAUGUGACUGAUUCAGUAUCUAAAUUCGGGAAGCCAACUUCUAUUUCUGCAUCAAUUGCGUGGAGUCCAAGGAGGGGAGACAACCAGCAAUUGAGCUUUGUUGUGGCCUUUAGUGCUGAUUCUCCCCAAUUCAAUUCUCCAAAGGUGUGCUUGUAGUUCUGGCAUUCAUUAGUAUGUAGUUUUUCAUUUUUUGUUCUCAUUUUUUUGAGAAGGUAUUUGCGAUUUCUGUCUUCCAUUUCAGAACAAGCUGUGGUGCCAAUUCUUCCUUUUGUUUGUCUUCACACUGUUCUUUGCAGACGUUGACUACAUCUGUCUAGCAUGGGCAUUGGUGGAUAUGCUAGUCUGUGCUUUUGUUAGGCUUUAGCUGACCUGUUCGGGUUCGUUUUUUAUUGAGCAUAUCAAUGAUUUUUCCUAUUGGCUUAUCAUUUUGUGUGCCAGUCUGCCUCUUAAACUAUUUAUGAAUGAAUUUAUGACCGUCAUGUCAUUCCUUUUUGGUAUUCUAAAUGAAUUUGAGUCUGUCCCCGAAAGGUCGUGGAAAAAGAUGAAAAAAGUGAAGAAUUGAAGCAUUCAUUUCACUCAUAAUCUGGAAGAAGUUCUUGAACUUUGAAAUAAAUUUUACAGCCUGGAUGUUUGAACACGUUCCUUGAACAUUUAAAUUCGCUAAAUAUUAGGAAUACAACAACAUUUAGUCCAUUGGUUUUAGCGCUAACUGAAAUGGUGCUUCCUCCCACACUUUUCUCAAGGAAAAUUAUCUAUGUGAACAUCAGGUAACUAUUCCAUGUGGCCAAAGUUGGUUUUUCUCGUUAAGAGCUGGUGCCGUAGCGAAGUUUCUCUGUUGAAGAGAAUAUCUGCUCCCCUGGGGCUGCUUUGUUUUUUCAUCGCUCAGUCAGUUUGAUGGUGUAUUCCAUCUUUCUUCCGAUAUGUCCCUAAGUUUAGACAAUGUGAAGAUGCUAAGAUUUGGGCAACUUAACGGUCUUUUGUCUUCUUACAUGCAUCUCUGAACUCUUCCAGCGGUGAAAAGAUAGACAGCCUAUGAUUAAUGCAUAGAAACGGAUGAAUGACAGGACUAGACCUCUUUCUGCAAAUCUCAUUGAAUGCUAUGCGAGUCAUCAUUGUCAUCUGAUGUUAUCUACUGUCUCCUGAUAAAUGCACACUGAUAGAUUUGGGAGUUUGAAGAAGUUCAUCAACGUUGGCUGCCAGUUGCUGAGUUGGCAUUGCCUGGAGACAAGGGCGACAGGGUACAUGCGGUUGCAUGGGCCCCUAAUAUCGGGAGGUAAAAUCCUCCCUUUUUACACCAGCUCACUGUGGUAAAUGAAAGUCAACUCUUUGACCUCGAGUAAAACCAGGCAAUGUACUGUCAUAAAUCAUCUGUAUGUACGACUGAUGAGCCUGUUUUUAUUUCCUCGCGUCCUCUGUCAACUAUUAUUGAUUAAAUCGUGCUACCCAGUAAAUCAUAAUACUAUAUUUGUUAAAUGCCUUUGCAGAUUAUCCUAUUUUCCUAAUGUGCAGGCCCUAUGAGCUUAUAGCCGUUGCAACCUGUAAAGGGAUUGCUAUAUGGCACCUGGGUUUGACCCCAGAGUCCGAUGGGAGACUUUCUACGGAGAAAGUAGCCUUGCUCUCUGGCCAUGACUGCGAGGUAUAUCUUAUUGAAGAGCAUUAUUCAUGUUUUAAUCUCGUAUUUAUAUUUUGGUGCAAUUGGCUGAGGCGGUCUACUUAUGAUUAUCAUAGCCCAUGCCAUCAAAUCUGUGAUGCAUAUUUCUAAGGUUCAUAGCUACUCUCCUUCGAUUUCGUGACGGGAGCAUCUUCUGAUCGAAUGGUGGGGGGGAGGGGCCCUCUGGGUCCUCUCUCUCUCUCUUCUCGCUGCUAGGUGUGGCAGUUGGAGUGGGACGUGAGCGGUAUGACGUUGGCGUCCACCGGAGGUGACAGCACGGUCAGACUGUGGCAGUCCAACUUAAAUGGCGUCUGGCAUGAGCAGGCAGUCUUUGACUGCACUGAGACUUCACAGCAGGCAAGUGCUCAGGGGUGA